GCGGGGUCUGAGCCACCUGGGCUUUGGCUGCUUUGGGUCUGCGUCACCGCGUCCGUUCGUGUGCGAGGAGCUUUGAAAUGCAGCGGGAUUUAGCGAGUUUCUCGCUGUCUCCCGCUAUUCGCGUGAAGCUGGUGUCGGCCGGCUUCCAGACAGCCGAGGACCUCAUGGAGGUGAAGCCCUGCGAACUCAGCAGAGAAGUUGGGAUAUCGAGAGAGGAAGCCUUAGAAACUCUACAAAUCAUAAGAAGAGACUGUCUCACACAUAAACCAAAAUAUGCUGGUACAUCUGAGUCGGGAAAGAAGUACACAGCACUGGAACUUCUUGAGCAGGAGCAUACCCAGGGCUUCAUAAUCACCUUCUGUUCAGCACUAGAUAAUAUUCUUGGGGGUGGAAUACCCUUAAUGAAAACGACAGAAAUUUGUGGUGUACCAGGUGUUGGAAAAACACAAUUAUGUUUGCAGUUGGCAGUAGAUGUGCAGAUUCCAGAAUGUUUUGGAGGAGUGGCAGGUGAAGCAGUGUUUAUUGACACAGAGGGAAGUUUUAUGGUUGACAGAGUGGUAGACCUUGCUACUGCCUGCAUUCAGCACCUUCAUCUUAUAGCAGGAACGGACAAGGAAGAAGAACAUCAGAAAGCCUUGGAGGAUUUUACUCUUGAAAAUAUUCUUUCCCAUAUUUAUUAUUUUCGUUGCCAUGAUUACACCGAGCUACUGGCACAAGUUUAUCUCCUUCCAGAUUUCCUUUCAGAUCAUUCAAAGUGGGGAGCAUUGAGACACAGGGUUCGACUAGUGAUAAUAGACAGCAUCGCUUUUCCUUUUCGUCAUGACCUUGAUGAUCUGUCCCUUCGUACUCGAUUACUAAAUGGACUAGCUCAACAAAUGAUCAGCCUUGCAAAUAAUCACAGAUUAGCUGUCAUUUUAACCAAUCAAAUGACAACAAAGAUUGAUAAAAAUCAGGCAUUGCUUGUUCCUGCAUUAGGGGAAAGCUGGGGACAUGCUGCUACAAUAAGGCUCAUUUUUCAUUGGGAACAAAAGCAAAGCAGGUGUGCAGUGUUGUACAAAUCACCAAGCCAGAAGGAAUCCACAAUACUCUUUCAAAUCACACCUCAGGGAUUUAGAGAUGCUGUUGCUACUGCUGCCUCAUCACAGACAAUAGAUUCAUUGAAUUUCCGGAAACGGUCACGAGAACCAGAGGAAGAACUCAUCCAAAACUAAUUUCAAAGUCUAAAAGUAGAUUGAUGAUGUGAUAUUCAGUACAUAUAAAUAGUAUAUAUUUUACUUUAAAAUAAAAAUGUGCUAUGGCCUGAA
Messenger RNA from Nannospalax galili (Upper Galilee mountains blind mole rat), 1304 nucleotides. It is a transcript of the gene Rad51c, whose product is annotated as RAD51 paralog C. Gene Ontology annotation, molecular function: ATP-dependent DNA damage sensor activity; ATP hydrolysis activity; ATP binding. Gene Ontology annotation, cellular component: Rad51B-Rad51C-Rad51D-XRCC2 complex; Rad51C-XRCC3 complex; replication fork. Gene Ontology annotation, biological process: reciprocal meiotic recombination; DNA repair; meiotic DNA recombinase assembly. Lineage: Eukaryota; Metazoa; Chordata; Mammalia; Rodentia; Spalacidae. The transcript has 10 exons. The record is from RefSeq and is a predicted model, not a curated record. Bases 78 to 1211 code for a protein of 377 amino acids.